Molecule: messenger RNA, 1626 nt
Organism: Penicillium oxalicum
Lineage: Eukaryota; Fungi; Ascomycota; Eurotiomycetes; Eurotiales; Aspergillaceae
Product: putative alanine aminotransferase
Exons: 3
Coding region: 1-1626 (541 amino acids)
Biological process (GO): biosynthetic process
Molecular function (GO): pyridoxal phosphate binding; L-alanine:2-oxoglutarate transaminase activity
Source: RefSeq, a predicted model, not a curated record
AUGUCCUGGCACUACAAGCUCGCCGCCAGUAUGCGGGCCUCUCCGCGGGGGAUGACCCGGCCGAAUGGCGGCCUCCUACUUCGCCCGAUCGCUCGCGGUGCGGGGGGGUUCUCCGCUGCGUCAGCGCUCCAGAUGUCUCAAACAACCGUUGCCUACGCCAAGCGGACCUUCGCCACGACACAGGCCAAAUGCCUCAGUGUCGACAACAUCAACCCUCACAUCCGAGGCGCCAAGUACGCUGUCCGUGGUGAGCUGGCCGUCAAGGCCGAGGAGUACCGCCAACGUCUCGCCGAUGGAGACAAGUCAUUGCCCUUUGACAGCGUCAUCUUUGCCAACAUCGGUAACCCGCAACAACUGGACCAGAAGCCCAUCACCUUCUUCCGUCAGGUUUUGAGUCUGGUGGAGAACCCGCUCCUUCUUGAAAACCAGGAGGCGCUGAAGAACUCGUUUGGAUACAAGCAGGAUGUGAUUGAGCGUGCUCAGACGCUGUUGGCCAACGUCCAAAGUGUCGGCGCCUACAGCCACAGUCAGGGUGCCCCCGGCAUCCGCAAGAGUGUUGCCAAGUUCAUUGAGGAGCGUGACGGCUUCGCCGCCAACCCUCAGGAUCUCUUCUUGACUGCUGGUGCCUCUUCAGGUGUGAGCACCCUGCUCAACGUCAUUUGCAAUGACUCCAAUGCCGGUGUGCUGGUGCCCAUCCCUCAGUACCCUCUCUACACUGCUACCUUGGCGCUUCUCAAUGCCAAGUGCGUCCCAUAUCUCCUGGAGGAGGAGAAGGCGUGGGGUACCAACGUCACGGCCAUCACCCAGUCCGUCAAGGAGGCCAAGGCGGCUGGCACCAAUGUCCGCGCCGUGGUGGUGAUCAACCCUGGUAACCCGACUGGUGCCUCGUUGACUCCCGAUGACAUUAAGAAGGUCAUCGAUGUCGCUGCCGAGGAACAGCUGGUCAUCAUGGCCGAUGAGGUUUAUCAGACCAAUGUUUUUGAGGGCGAGUUUGUCUCGUUCAAGAAGCGUCUGCGUCAGCUUCAGAAGGAACACCCUGGCAAGUAUGACGCCGUCGAGCUGGUCUCCUUCCACAGUACCUCCAAGGGGAUGGUGGGUGAGUGUGGUCACCGUGGCGGUUACUUUGAGCUGGUUGGCUUUGACCCCCAGGUCCAGGAGCAAAUCUACAAGCUCGUCAGCAUUGGCUUGUGCCCGCCAGUCGUGGCUCAAUGCUUACUCGAGACCAUGGUCAACCCUCCUCGACCGGGCGAGCCCAGCUACGAGCUGUACGAGAAGGAGUACAGCGGUAUUCAGAACGGACUCCACCAGCGUGCACUUGCCCUUUAUGAUGCUUUCCAGCGUAUGGAAGGUGUUGAGUGCCAGAAGCCACAGGGUGCCAUGUAUCUCUUCCCCAAGAUCAAUCUCCCCGCCAAGGCCAUCGAGGCCGCUGAGGCCGAGGGUCGUGCUGCCGACGAGUUCUAUUGUCUGAAGAUGCUGGAGGCCACUGGUGUCUGUGCCGUCCCCGGCUCAGGGUUCGGUCAGAAGGAGGGAACCUACCACUUCCGCACCACUUUCCUGGCCCCUGGCACCGACUGGGUCGAGCGCAUCGUCAAGUUCCACACUGAGUUCCUCAACCAAUACCGCUGA